Closterium sp. NIES-65 is the source of this 2154-nucleotide messenger RNA. NCBI's taxonomy places the organism in Eukaryota, Viridiplantae, Streptophyta, Zygnematophyceae, Desmidiales, Closteriaceae. The record is from the annotation of a GenBank genome assembly.
AUGCCCCAUGUGCUGUCCUCCCCUCUAUCUCAUCAGGACAUUCUCGAGUUCUCUGGCGAGUACCCCCUGGCAGGUGCAGCAGACAUUCUCGAAUUCUUUGGCGAGUACCCUCUAGCUAAGGCAGCAGUGCACAUCAUCACCACCAGCAUCGGCCGUCUCACACGGGAGGCCUUUGUGGAGUUCGGCUCUACAGACGAGGCGAGAGCGGCGCUGGGCAAGGACCGGGAGCGCAUGGGAACAAGAUACAUCGAGCUCUAUUUGUCGUCGCGGGAUGAAGCGACAAGGAUAGCCACGCGGGCAAGCACUCAGUUGAUGAGGGGGAAAGGAGGGAGGGUGGGAAGGGUAGUGGGACAAGGGGGGUGUUGCGAGACCUGGGAAACAGGGUGGGAGGAAGAAGCAUGGGUGGGAGUAAGGAGCAAGGGUGGGAGGAAGGAGCAUCGGUGGGAGCGAGGAGCAUCCGUGGGAGGGAGAAGCAUGGGUGGGAGUGAGGAGCACGGCAGGCCCACCCACCACCACCACACGUCUUCACUGGCACUGCAUCGCCGCUGCUCCCCCACAAACAAUGAGCCAUCCAAAGAAGGGCCUGGAUCAGAGGAGAAGGUCGACUCACAGAAAGGAGAAGCGUCGACUCACAGGAACGAGAAGCAUCGACUCACUCAAAGGAAAAGCAUUGACUUACUGAAACAUGAGGGCGUUGGCUCAUUGGAAGGACAAGAGCUGACCCACUGGAAGGAGAGAGAGCUGAAUAACAGGAAGGCGAGGGCGAUGGGUGACUGGAAGCGCUGCCUCCCUGCAGUGGAAGGUCCUUCUGCAGUGGAAGGUCCUUCUGCAGUGGAAGGUCCCUCUGCAGUGGAAGGUCCCUCUGCAGUGGAAGGUCCCUCUGCUGUGGAAGGUCCCUCUGCAGUGGAAGGUCCCUCUGCAGUGGAAGGUCCCUCUGCUGUGGAAGGUCCUUCUGCAGUGGAAGGUCCCUCUGCAGUGGAAGGUCCCUCUGCAGUGGAAGGUCCCUCUGCUGUGGAAGGUCCCUCUGCAGUGGAAGGUCCCUCUGCAGUGGAAGGUCCCUCUGCAGUGGAAGGUCCCUCUGCAGUGGAAGGUCCCUCUGCAGUGGAAGGUCCCUCUGCAGUGGAAGGUCCCUCUGCAGUGGAAGGUCCCUCUGCAGUGGAAGGUCCCUCUGCAGUGGAAGGCCCCUCUGCAGUGGAAGGUCCCUCUGCAGUGGAAGGUCCCUCUGCAGUGGAAGGUCCCUCUGCUGUGGAAGGUCCCUCUGCAGUGGAAGGUCCUUCUGCAGUGGAAGGUCCCUCUGCAGUGGAAGGUCCUUCUGCAGUGGAAGGUCCUUCUGCUGUGGAAGGUCCCUCUGCAGUGGAAGGUCCCUCUGCUGUUCCACAAGCUCUCCAGAUGGCGGGCAAAGCGAGCUCUCUGCUGCCCACUACACUCUCGGUUGCUGCUGCUGCUGCUCCUUCUGCUGCCACAGUGAGUGGGAUGCAAGGAACAAUUGGGGGAGGGAAGGAAAUCAACCUCUUGUCCUCUGUGUUUCCUCUCCUCCUCUACUUCCUCUCCUCCUCCUCUACUUCCUCUCCUCCUCCUCCUGUACUUCCUCUUCUCCUCCUCUACUUCCUCUCCUCCUCCUCCUCCUCUACUUCCUCUUCUCCUCCUCUACUUCCUCUCCUCCUCCUCCUCUACUUCCUCUUCUCCUCCUCUACUUCCUCUCCUCCUCCUCCUAUACUUCCUCUUCUCCUCCUCUACUUCCUCUCCUCCUCCUCCUCCUCUACUUCCUCUUCUCCUCCUCUACUUCCUCUCCUCCUCCUCCUCUACUUCCUCUUCUCCUCCUCUACUUCCUCUCCUCCUCUUCCUCUACUUCCUCUUCUCCUCCUCUACUUCCUCUCCUCCUCCUCCUCCUCUACUUCCUCUUCUCCUCCUCUACUUCCUCUCCUCCUCCUCCUCUACUUCCUCUUCUCCUCCUCUACUCCUCUCCUCCUCCUCCUCUACUUCCUCUUCUCCUCCUCUGCUUCCUCUCCUCCUCCUCUGCUUCCUCUCCUCCUCCUCUGCUUCCUCUCCUCCUCCUCCUCUACUUCCUCCUCUCCUCCUCUGCUUCCUCUCCUUUCCCUCCACGUGGAUUGUCCUCUGCUCCUCUGCUCCGCUGCUCACUGUUCUUCAUGCUAA